Messenger RNA from Chlorella variabilis, 2196 nucleotides. RefSeq lists its product as hypothetical. The coding region runs from base 1 to 2196 and encodes 731 amino acids. The transcript has 6 exons. The record is from RefSeq and is a predicted model, not a curated record. Lineage: Eukaryota; Viridiplantae; Chlorophyta; Trebouxiophyceae; Chlorellales; Chlorellaceae.
AUGGAGGCGGCGGCCAAGCAGGAGCAGGGCGGCGGGUCCCAGCCUGCCGCCGCCCACGACCAGCCGCCCGAGUCGCCCACCCCUCCGCAAGCCGAUGAGCAGCCCCCGCCAGAAGACGAUGAGCAGCCCCCGCCGCAAGCCGAUGAGCAGCCCCCGCCGCAAGCCGAUGAGCAGCCGGCGCCGCUGUCCGAGGUCAAGGGCGACGCACCAGCCCUGUGCUGCCCCGCCUGCGGCGCCAUCGCCCUCACCGACAAGGAGCUGGCGAUCGUGCGCAAGCCGGGGCGGCGCAGCAAGCGCGACGAGCACGACCCGCGCAACCGCCCCGAGAACCUGAUCACCCCAGGCUUCCUCCUGCAGCACAUCGUGACGGCCGGCAUGAGCCUGCGGGACAUCGGUUCCUUCCAUGGCUACACAAUCUCCACCCUCUCCCGCCGCGCCAAGCAGGAAGGGGUGCUGGUGGGGGCACGGGCGCGCCGUGCAAACGCGGCGGCAGCGGCGGGCGGCGCGGCGUCCGGGGCCGCCGAGGGCAGCGACGGGGCGCUGUCGGAUGCGGCGCCGGCGCCCCGGGCGCGGCUGCAGCAGCAGAAGCAGAAGCAGCAGCAGCCGCACAAGCGGGUGCAGCAGCCGCGGCAGCAGGGCCGCGGUGGGGCCGCGGGCAAGAAGCAGGCGCGGGGUUCGGACGAUGAGGAUGGGGCUGGGGAGGGCUCAGAUGGCCCCUUCGUGCGUCACGAAGGAGGGGCAGGCGCCGCGCCCAAGCGUCCGCGCCGCGCCGCGGCGCACAAGGCGCGGCACACGGCGGCGGCGGCGGCGGCGCUGCACUCCCCGCCGCUGCCGAUGGCGGCGCCCCCCGAGCUGUACAGCUACCCUGUACUGCCCCCGCCCCUGGCCGACCUGUGGGGACGCCAGGCGCAGGUGCAGGCGGUACAGGCGGUACAGCAGGACGCGGCCCUGCAGCAGCAGCAGCUGGCGCUCAUGCAGCAGCAGUGGGGCGCGCAGGCGGCGGCCGCGCAGGCGCAGGCGGCGACCGCCGAGCAGGCGCAGGCGGAGCUGUGGCAGCAGCACCAGCAGCAGCUGAGCCUGCACCACCACCACCACCACCAGCCCUCGGCGCCCGCCGCGGCCGCAUACUCCCAGCACCGGCAGCGGCAGCACGGCAGAGGCGGGAGGGGCGGCGGCGGGCUGGAGCAGCAGCAGGCUCGGGGCGGGGAUGGCGAGGAUACUGACCUGGAGGCGGUGGCGGGGCUGGUGGAGCUAGCGCAGGGCAGAAAGGGUGGCACGCCGCAGGAUGCGCAGCCGCCAGGGGCCUCCCCGACCGCCAGCGAGGAGGCAGAGGGCCGGCCUGCGGGCCAGCAGAACGGGGCCGUGCCGCCAGGAGCGCAGGGAGCGCGGGGGCGGGUGCCGCAGCCCUGGGCGGGGCAGCGAGGCGGCGCCGCCGGCGCGGGCCAGGGGGAGCAGCAGCAGGCGGCGCCGCCGACAGGAGAGCCCCUGCAGCAGCAGGGCCGGCAGCAGCAGCCAGGGAAAGAGCUGAAGCCUGGGGCAGGAGCAGAACAGCAGCCGGGAGCUGGUGACUCUAGCAGGGAGCAUCCCAAGCAGCCGCAGCCGCAGCAGCAGCAGCGCCAGGGGGCGGCAGCCGUAAGCGGCGAACCGGGGGCUGAGCCUGCGCAGCAGCGGCAGCAGGAGGGGGCCGGUGGGCUCGCCGGCGCGCAGCCGGCGCCCUGGCCGGCGCCGCCGCCCAAGCAGGCACCCGGCGAGCCGCAGCCCGCCGGCAGCGACCGCGAGGCGGCGCCGCCUGGCGCCCACACGGCCGCCGGCGCCGCUGAGCAGCGGCCCGCGGCCAGCGCCGGCAGCCCUGCCGCCGACGGCGGCCCCGGCGAGGGCCCCGGCGCCAGCGGCGGCGGCGACGCGCCCCAGCUGGCGGGGUCGGAGGUGGCGGCGCGGGCGGUGCAGCACGUGAUGCAGCGGGCUGUGGCUGCCUUCCAGGCCGCCGACACGAGCAGCCCCGGCGCCAUGCUGCGCCCCCUCAACUGGGUGCUCCUGGCGGGCAAGGGCGGCUCGCUGCUGCAGGAGGUGGUGGCCCGCUGGCACACCUACCCCCCCGACAAGCAGCGAGACCUCUUCUCCACUGCCGUGCUGGUAGCCAGCCAGGGGCAGUGGGAGCGGCUGGAGCCGGAGCUGCGGCUGGAGCUGGGGGCCUGA